UGAUAAAACAGCACAAUAUGAAACUGAGAGAGAAAGUGAGAGAGAGAGAAAAAAGGGAGGAGAAAAAUGGGAGUGUACAUACAACUCUUGCUCUACUACACAGUGUAAAAAAGGGGAGGGGACAUCAAAACAAUCAAGAGAAGAGAAUCUCUGUUACCUUCUCAUUCCUCCUCUGGAGCUACUGAAAACAGCAACAACAACAACCACCAACUGACUGAGACUUUUCACAUCUCAGAACUAGACAGUCCACAUUCUCCCUCUUCAAAACAGGGCAUUUAACCCCCUCCACCCUGUGGCCAUGGGAGAAGACUCAUCGCACGCCGAGCGCCUCAGCAACAGCAGCAGCAUUUUGGUCAACCCCCAGCAGUACCAUGCACAGCAAGACAACAUGGACCUCCUGGUGCCCAGCUUCAGCCCCAGCUCGGCUCCCUCCUCCCCCACCGACACCCUCUCCAGGCUGGGCUUGAAAACCCCCGGGAGCCCCACCAGUCCCAUGGCCAAGGAUCAGGUGAGUGCCAUCACAGUGGUGGCUCUACUCGACAAGCUGGUCAACAUGCUGGAGGCGGUGCAGGAGAACCAGCUGCGCAUGGAGCAGCGCCAGGCUGACCUGGAGGGCGCCGUGCAAGGGGUCCAAGGCGACGUGACUCGCCUGUCCAAGAACCACACCAGCACGUCCAACAGCGUGAGCAAGCUGCUGGAGCGCUCGCACAAGGUCAACACCCACAUGAAGGAGGUGCGGGAGCGUCUGGACAAGCAGGCGUCGCAGGUGAAGCGGCUGGAGGCCAACCAUGGACACCUGCUCAAGAGGAACCAUUUCAAAGUACUAAUUUUCCAGGAAGACAACGAGAUCCCCUCCAGCAUGUUCAUCAAGGACUCCCCCAAGACCUGCCAGGCCAGCCAGCUUGAGGACGACGCCCCUGCGGCACCUGCCCCGUCUGUCACCGGCAUAGAUGCCAACCACUCUCAGGAGGAGGGUCUCCAUAACAUCAGCCUGUACUCCUCCGACAAUGACACCGGGGGUCACCACGAGGAUGAUGAAGCCCUGGAGGGAGAGGCAGAGCUGGGCCUAGAAACGGCCCUGCCCUCCUUCGAGAGAUCCAGAGCCGACCGGCUGAAGCGCUCCAGCCUGAAGAAGGUGGACAGCCUGAAGAAGGCCUUCUCACGCCAGAGCAUCGAGAAGAAGAUGACCAAGAUCAGCACCAAGAUCGUGCCGCCCGCGAGCCGUGAGAAGAUCAAGAAAAGCUUUACACCAAACCACCCUAAGAGUCCCACCGCCAAGAGCUCUUCUUUCAAGGUGUCGCCCAUGACGUUCAAUGUGAAGAAGUUGCGCGGCGAAGGGGAGGCUUCGACACAGCCCGGAGGCUCGCCUAGCGGGCAAGCCCACGUGGAGAUCCCUCCCCUGGGUAGCAUGGAUGGGGAUCUACCCCUGGCGGAGGUGUACUCCCAGGAAGGGCUGGGUGUGGAGGGGGGAGAGGAGCUAGCUAGUCCUUCUACCCCUGGGAGCGUGCAGGCCGAUUUGACCAUCAAUGGAGAAGCGGGGAGCCUUGAGUGUGACCUGACCAUCGAUCGUCCACUGGGACUUGCUCUCCCGGAGCAUGAUGACAAUAUGGGGGAGGAGGAAGAGGUUUAUGAUGAGGUAGAGGAGCAGGAAAGCCAGGUGGAGGUAAAGGCCCCCAUACCUGCUGUGGAGCAAGCCUCAUAAUCUCACCCCUCUCAUCUUUUGCUUCUGCACAUUCCCUGGCCAUUUUAUGUUAACAUACCAACACUGUAGUCAUCCCUCCAUCUUUCCAGCCUACCAAUUUCUGAAAAAUCUCAAGCUCCAGUGCUAACGAUACGGAGCCCCUAAGCAUCCCUGGCCCUCCAAUGCCUCCAGCUCUGCAUGUACGAUUGAUCCAGGAGAUCCAUGGACAUAUCCCAGAUCAACAAGCUUCCAUUUCAGAGAUCCUGAUUUAUCAAGAGUGAUCAAGAUAUCCUGCAUCAGUUGCUCCUGCCUGGUGUGUAUAGCUACCUACCCUUCUUUGGGGCUACCUUAGGACAAGAGCCAGCAAGCCAAGGGACUAUAACUCACCUUCCCAACUGGAACCUGGGCUUCUGAACAGCACAUCUCCAGGAUGCUGAGCCAACUCUCUCUCUCUGUGUUGAUCUGUCUUCGCAUGGGCCUCUCUGUCUGACGGAUAGUCUCUUUGUUCUCCUGCCUCGCUUGAAUGCCGGUAAAUAUUUGGCAAAGAGGGUAAAGCCCACAGCUUGGGAAGGGUAGCCCAUUGCCAGGUUGUCUGGGCAUUGGUAUGGGGCGGUAACUAUGUUUCUAACGCAAGGUUGGUGUAAGGCUGAGGUUUGUGACAUAUGCAUUUGACCCAGGUCUGGAUAUAACCACACAACCUGAGUGCAGGGUAAAAAUGGAGCCAUAGCUCUAAGGCAAUUUCAUGCCAUCCCUGCCUUAGUUCAUUUAUUUGCCAUAAUAUAUAUACUCAUCAGAGCUCUCAUGACAAAAACAGCUUGAAAAACACAGCUUGAAAGUGGUAAGUGGUUUUAAGGAGUGAAAUAUCAGUAGGCAUAACGACUUAUAUAGAAUCAUGUUUGAGUACUGUCACCUGACUUUCAUAAAUAUACUGUCAAAAUGGUCAUGUUGGAGUUGAUUACAUGUGCAUUCGGUGCACCUAAUGUUAGCAUAGCACUCACAUAAACAAUGUUGACACAUUCCUAUAUGGUUGAAACACACAUGCACACAAACACUUGAUUAACUAGCACACAUUUACUGAGGCACCCACAAAGACAAUCACACACACACUCAUACACGCACGGAAUUCUUCAAACUUACACAGGCUGUUGUGGGUACUUGCCAUCCUGGAGUGAGGAAUUCCUGUUUUGGAAGCCAUGUUGGAAAAAAAACAGCAUAGACCAGCAUAGGCUGGUGACGAGCCUUCAUUGUUUGGACACUGGUCACCAGCAUUCCAGCAUAUGGUGGCCACCCGCAAAACCCGCAUCAAGUUACGUUAUGCUGGCUUUGCAAAGUGAUGUCUAAUUCCUAAUUGAAUCCAGCCUGAACGGGGAUAUCCAACAUUUGGAAUGUUUAUUCACCCACGAUUUGCAUUCAGAAUGACUGCCAGGGUUUUGCCCUCAAAACAUCAAAGCAAGCUUUAUUUAUACACCACAUUUCAGACAUGGAAUGCAACGCAAUGUGCAUUACAGGAAGAAGAAAAAAACGAAUAAAAAAUUAUUAAAAUAUAGGUGAAAUAUUUCCUACACAACAAACAUAAGAUAAAAAACUAAAGAAUGGCACAAACUUAACCAAUGGCUGUGCUGUGUAGGCCUAUGGUGGCAGUUCAGGAGGAGAGUCAAAGGCUUUUUCUAAAAAUGAUUUUUGAUUAGGCCUAACCCAAGAAUGCACUCUUGCGUGCGGACUAUCCUAAAGCCUUUAUUCUGUUCAGUUUGAGAAGGAUAUAACGUGAUAUAUUAGAGCGCUUUGGUCCUUGAUGCUUUACAGUAUGCAUUGUUUCGUUUCUUUGACAUUCAGAGGCUGAGACACAACCUUCUAUAGCCGAGGACCCCAGAAAUAGACUUUGCUUGGGAAGUAAUCUAAUUCUCUCACUAUCAAUCGAUUAAGCGAUUCACUUUCUGUACACAUUUUUUUUAAACCCAGACAACUUUUAUGGAAACAAGGGCUAUUUUUUCUCAGACCUGCAAAUACGAUGAUAGAUUCAUGCAAUGCUUUGACUAUAAAGGAGAUCUUUCCACCCCUACUCUCGUCCACGGUGGUCUGUGAACCCACAACCUUCUGGCCAGCAGCCCUGUGCUCUAUCAAAAUUCCUGCAUUGCCAUGUAAUGCUUACAGGAAGAAGAACACUUUCUAAAAAAAAUUCUAGAAGGCUCUGGUCUGUCCAAGAUGUGAGGAUAAAUGGUAUAGACAUGUUCUCCGCUAUCCACUUUGUUUUAAUUAUUAUUAUUUGGGGUAUAUGGGAGAGUCACUUUUUUUCAAGCAUUCAGGGAGUGUUUAAUUGAAAUGUAACUGAUGAAGGUAGGACUGUCCAUAUUAAUUUCAGAAAGAUCCCGUUUUCUCCAUGUGACCCUUACUACAAAAUAAUGUUCACCAACUAAACUGGAGCAGUUUCAGUAACGGGUGAAAUAAGUUCAACUAAGAUAUUGGGUUAGUAUGUAUGUUAUGUAUCUUUGUGUAGCAUAAGAUCAAAUGAAUUGAUUAAUUAAAACAAUCAAUGUACAUGCAAAAACACAGAUAUUGAAACAAACUAUUCUACAAAAUCAAACUGCAAUAUAGCAUCCUGGGAAAUAUGAUAAUGAGGAGCGUAGUUUAGCAGACCAGCUUGUCCAGCUAGACCAUGCUGGACCAGAAUAUACUCCAAAGAAGAAGAAAAAAAGGUUCUUUGCCAGGGCUGAGGGUAAUUUUAUUUUUCAUAUAAAGAAUUGCCUCUCCACAGUGUUUUCCUUUUAUGCCAUGAAAUGCUACACUGUUGCAAAGUUCCUUUAACUGCAUGGUACACUAUAGGCUACUGAUUGCAGUGAAAGGAAGGUAAACAACAAGUUACUGAAUUUUUACAGCUGAAUGGAGGUGUUAUGGCUGUAAAAGGACAGCAUGCUGCUGAAUGCUGGUUACCCAAGACUAUACCUCACUUGGGAUUUGAACUCAAACUCUUUGUUGCUAAUGACCUGAACUUCCUGCUACACCACCAGCUCUAUGUGCAUGACAGAGCUUGGCCACUGAUUUACUGGCAAGAACACAGUUCUGCUCACUGCUAGAGGUUGCCCAGAAUCAAGUCAAUAAUUGUAUAAUUAUCUGACAACACCAAUGUGAAAAUAUCAGUACUCAGGGACACUUGAUGUAAUAUGUGCAUAAAUGCUUUGGGGAUUUGUACUCACAAGCCUUUAGGCGGAAGUGCAUUAAUGUUUCAACAGUGCCACCAGGUACGUCUUUGUUACCAAGAACAUGUGCAUUCAGAAAGUAUUCACACCCCUUGACCUUUUCUCCAUUUUGUACAGCCUGAAUUUGAAAUGGAUUACAUUGUGAUUUAUUUUGUGACUGGCCUAACACAAUGCACCAUAAUGUCAAAGUGGAAUUAGGUUUUUCAAAGUUUUUACAAAUUCAUUAAAAAUGGAAAGCUGAAACGUUUUAAGUCAAUAAGUAAUCAACCCCUUUGUUAUGGCAAGACAAAAUAAGUUUAGGAGUAAAGAUUUGCUUAACAAGUCACAUAGUAUGUUCCAUGGACUCACUCUGUGUUUAACAUGAUUUUUGAAUGACUACCUCAUCUCUGAAACAUACCGGUGGUCUGGGGUGGCAGUUAGCCUAAUGGUUAGAGCGUUGGACUUGUAACUGAAAGGUUGCAAGAUCAAAACCCCAAGCUGACAAGGUACAAAUCUGUCAUUGUACCCCUGAACAAGGCAGUUCACUGUUCCCAGCCCAUCAUUGAAAAUUAGAACUUGUUCUUAACUGAUUUGCCAAGUUAAAUAAAUGUAAAAUAAUUUUGCAUAUUUGGGGGCAUGGUCUAAUAUAUGUGUUUUUGUGCCAACCAUCAGUGGAGGUGUUGUACCAGUUUAAGUGGUUGAUGGUUGUCAAAGGUUGAAUACCUCUUUUAACAUGGUCAGUUUUGCAGUUGUUGUAAGAGCAUGUGACAUUAAAUAAGAGUGGUACUGUUAAAAAUGUACUUUGUAUUUGACAGUAAAUUAAUGGAAGUUAGUUAUAUGGAUGUUACUGAAUUUUGUGCCCGCUGAAUUGGCAAACAGCUGUCAGUUAUUGUAAAAUUCACAGCAACUGCUAGGAACAUACUGACAGUUAGGUUGCCAGUUAAGCUUCCAGUUAGUUAUUGUAAAACGCACAGUAACAUAUUUGCAACUAGAUGCCAGUAGCUCACUGUAACUUCAAGGAACUGAUAACAAGAACGCUUAUGACAUUAGGUGACAACUAAUAUGUAGUUUUUGGCAUGAGAACACUUGGGACCCAGCCUCACCUGGCAUCAACAUCUUGGUUGGCAGCAAACUGACCUUCCUAGCACACCAUCAGGUCAGUGAGUGUGACAGAAAUCAGCCAAAGUAAGUUUCUGUGAAUUCUACAAAUACUACUUGCAGCAAGCUGACAGUAAGUUUUUGACAUUUAAACAUGAACUUCCCAGUGAUCACCUUCCAUUAACUUACAGGAAAAUGCACAGUAACUUUUAAUUAAACAGCUCUUGAUUGUCACAAGCUCUUACAAAAAAUUGUACCACUGGCCAUAGACAAAUCAGUUGCUCUAACUUAAUCAACUUAACAAUAAAACCCCUUAAACUGGUUCAACCCUUCCACUAACGGUUGGCACAAAUGUAACAUAUUUUAGACCAUGCCCCGAAAUAUGCUAAUGAGCCCACCCCACCACAUUGCCCCAUCUAUAUUUCAAAGUUCCAUGAAAGGUAAACAACAAUUUAACAAUAACACCAAUAAACUGUAAAACAAAAUAUAUACUGUAUUUUUACUGCAACUCAGUAGCUGGUAACUUACUAUCAAAUAACAGGUCAUUUUUAACAGUCUAUGCCAUAAGCACAUCUGAAGUAUCCUAUAAGUAUAACUGUAAAACAUGUCAUUGCUUCUACCUUCUAACCAGAGGGUUCUUCAUGAGGGGAUUCUAAACGUAACUCAAAAUGGUUCCCCUACCUACAGGAACAAAUCAAACCCUUUCACAUUACACCCAAAACAGUUCCCCCAUAGGGACAAAUUACAAUGCCUAGUGGUUCUAAUCUUUUAACACUGUCACACCUAGUGCUGUUAUGGUGACCAUAUUACCACCACAUGGCCGCAUUAAAACUCCACGUGACCGAGUCACGGUAAUCUCUUAUGGUAGUACCCAACUUGCUAAUGUCUGUCCAUCAAGUCACUAAUGGCCUGUUACUAUUGUCCCGCUAACCACUCUGACAUCAAUUAAAAUCCAAUCGAAAAUCACAUCAAACACUGAUCAUCAAAACAGUAUCAUGCAUUUAGAACUCACCUCACUGUGAUUAAUCUGUCUGAAGAAAGAUGUUCAACAGGUUUAAACUGAAUGGAAAACAUGGUCAUUGUGGAUGUUGUUUCAAAGCCUAAAAACGAAAUGUACAGCACGUUCUAAGGUGAUGAUUAAUUCAAAACAUCCAUAUGCAUAUUAGAGCGUAUGCAAAGGCUUGGCCUAAAUAUGAGCCCAAGCCCGAAAAAAAACACUGAGUUAAAAUAAUGAUUGUGUCAUUAUAGAAUACAUAGCCUACCGCACAUUAAGCACGGCAGAAAUACAUAAAUAUGUACAUAAUUGGUCUAGCCGAUACCCCGAAAUGAAACAUAUUCUAGUAAUUGCUUUUGAGUGUGGACUGUAUUAUGCAUACUGUAUUAUGCAUACUGGAUGGCCUGGUUACCUCAUGCUACGCUCCAAACUUUCUAAACAUGAGUCGGGGAGAGAACAUAUAGGCCUAGGCGAUACUGUUGGUUCAUUGAUAGUGCAGGGUGGCUUACAGAGUUACAGUGCCUUCAGAAAAUAUUCACACCCCUUGACUUUUUUGUUUGUCUGAAUUUAAAAUAGAGUCAAAUUUGAUUUUUUGGGGGACUGGCCUACAGACAAUAGCCAAUACUGUCAAGGUGGAAUUAUGUUUAGACAUUUUGACUAAUGAAUAAAAAAUGUAAAGCUGUAAUGUCUUGAGUCAAUAAGUAUUCAACCCCUCUGUUAUGGCAAUCCUAAAUACGUUCAGGAGUAAAAAUUUGCUUCAGUAACAUAAGUUGCAUGGACUGACUCUGUGUGCAAUAAUAGUGUUUAAGAUGAUUUUUGAAUGACUACCUCAUCUCUGUACCCCACACAUACAGAUAAUUGUAAGGUCUCUCAGUCCAGCAGUGAAUUUCAAACAGAUUCAGCCACAAAGACCGAGGUUUUCCUUACCAAGAAGACAGUGAAUAUUUGAGUGGCCGAGAUAGUUUUGACUUAAAUCUGCUUGAAAGUUUAUGGAAAGAUCUGAAAAUGGUUGCCUAGCAAUGAUCAACAACCAAUUUGACAUAGCUUGAAGAAUUUUGAAAAUAAUAAUUCGCCAAAUGUUGCGCAAUUCAGGUGUGCAAAGCUCUUGGAGACAUACCCAGAAAGACUCACAGCUGUAAUCGCUGAUUCUAACAUGCAUUGCCUCAGGGGUUGAAGACUUAUUUAAUCAAGAUACUGUAUAUAUAUAUACAUACAUAAAUGGUAUAAAAAAAUAUUUCUUCUACAAAUGUAAAAAUGUUUCUUCUAUGUUGCCAUUAGAGUAUUUUGUGAAGAUCGGUGGCAAAAAAAUUACAAUUAAAUCCUUUUGAAUCCCACUUUGUAACAACAAAAUGUGGAGAAAGUCAAGGGGUGUGAAUACUUUCUGCAGGCACAGUAGCCAAUAAUUUGUGACAUUUUGAAAGACAUUUUCUUCAUAUCAUGUUUCUUCAGAGCUGUCUAAAAAAAAAUGGAUUUAUUGUGAUGGUGCAUAUUAAAAUAAUUGAUUAGACUUUAAAUGUAGAUGUUCCAAAGACGAGCACCAGCAACUUGUAUGAGUGGAGGCCCGGAGAUGCUAAACAUGGUUGUUACUUAACCAUGUGACCGGCAGUCUUUCGCAUUACAAUAACCGGCUGACAAAAUUUCAUGACCACCACAACCAUAGUCACAUGAACAGAUCCAGUAUUAUGGCAGGAAAUUCAGGUUGCUGGCAACUGAGAGGUUGUGAGUUCAAAUCGCAAGUGAGGUUGACACCAAAGUAAUCAUAAUUUUACUGGUCUGCAAAACCACAACCAUCAGUAUCAUAUUUCCCAGCAUUGCAGUUAGAUUUUAAGAAUAUUUGUUUUCAAUAUCUGUGUUGUUGCAUGUACAUUGAUUGGUUAAGUAAUACAUUCAUUUAUGUUUUGCUACACAAAGAUAAAUAACUAAACUAAUCCAAUCUGUUAGUUGGACUUAUUGCACCAGUGACAGAAAUGGUUGUUUGAGUUUAGUCUAAUUUUGUUUAUCUUUCUGACACUGGCAGUCAAUCUGAAUCCACUCUGGCUGGAUUCCAAUAGGAAUUAAACAUCACUUAGCAAGUCAGCAAAAUGUAACUUCUUGCUGGUCAGCAGAGCGCACAUGCAUGGCCUUUCAUUUUUUACCACAAGCAACACACAAGCAAGUGUAAAAUAUCAUGACAUUGCAACCAGGGCCAACAUUUGUCACAUUUUCAAGACAGAAAUAUGUCCCGGGUUCACAUCCCAGGUAAACACAUGAAAUACCACUUUUGAUCCUGAAGUUGAACCCUACAUUUCCCCAGUAUAUCUCCAACCUAUUUGUUGUCAUGUAAAAACUAUGCAAGGGAAGUGCUGUUGGUCAUUACGGAGGUCUGGUAAACAGAGAAAGAAUCCAAUGCCUGUAACGAAAAUUCAAAUUUUCUCAGCACCGCUUUAGCGGGAAAACGCGGCAAGAAAGCCUUCCUAUAAAUAUUCCAUGGUGUUUCAUUGGCUGAUGAAAAGUGUUUGAACUUUGAACAAUGGAACCUAUGGAGGAGGAAGAAGGCAUAUGUCUUAGAUGACUAUAUUGAUUAUAUUUACACAUUAUAUAAUGAAAUUAUUCUAUCUGUAAUACAGUAUCUAUGGUAUGUGCUCGUCCACGUAUGGAUGGUGUUUCCUCUUAUAGAUAUCACAGUACUGGAAAAAGUGCCAAACUUUAAAUAUGUGUAGAGAUUACGAUUCAAAUGUGACUGAUUUUCAGGUGUUUCUUGUUUUUUUUUAAAACAUACACAAUUUUAAAAAAUGUCAGCGCUUUUCAAUAAGCUUCAUAGUGCUUUACAUUGCAUGGGAGUAACGCACUCCACCUGCCACCAUUGUGUACAGUAGCACACCAACCUGGGUGACAGCAUCCAUUUUAUGCCAGAAAAGCUCACCACACAUUGGCUCUCACAGUGAAAGAGGUGAAUGUCACAGGUAUCAAGUCCCCAUACAUGGAGUACUAGUAUUGUUAUUGUAACAUGUUGGUUUUAGAUUAUACUUUAUUUAGUCAGAUAAUUUCACCCAGUUGUAAUCCCUCAAGCCAAAUCAGUUCUUUCUCCGUGGCAGAACACUCUUAGCAACAUUUUCUGUAACGGAUUUUCUUCCUAUAGACACUACUUGUAAUUGAUAUGCUCGAGUUCAGCAUCACAAUACAUAAAUAAAGAUUUGUAACAACUG
This is a messenger RNA of Salvelinus fontinalis (brook trout), 10131 nucleotides long. RefSeq names its product caveolae-associated protein 2-like. The coding region runs from base 299 to 1702 and encodes 467 amino acids. The transcript has 2 exons. Gene Ontology annotation, cellular component: caveola; cytoplasm. Gene Ontology annotation, molecular function: protein kinase C binding. The record is from RefSeq and is a predicted model, not a curated record. NCBI's taxonomy places the organism in Eukaryota, Metazoa, Chordata, Actinopteri, Salmoniformes, Salmonidae.